Messenger RNA from Lethenteron reissneri (Far Eastern brook lamprey), 1879 nucleotides. Its product is annotated as heat shock protein beta-11-like. The record is from RefSeq and is a predicted model, not a curated record. NCBI's taxonomy places the organism in Eukaryota, Metazoa, Chordata, Hyperoartia, Petromyzontiformes, Petromyzontidae. Gene Ontology annotation, cellular component: nucleus; cytoplasm. Gene Ontology annotation, biological process: protein refolding; response to heat.
GCUGCUCGGGCAGAACACUGCCAGCUGACAGGGGACAAAGCAGUGCUCCAGAGCUCAAGCAAGGUUUUUGCAGCACAGUUUGCAGCAGGACAAGCAUGGCUUUGAAUGUUUUCUUCCCUCCUAUGCAUGUCCUGGAGAAAAGACUGUGGCCCGGGUGGCCAAUUUUGAGUCUCCCCGGACGAGAAGACAGCAUGUUCCAGCAGCUUCAGCGUGAAAUGAACAGCGAAAUAGAGAGGAUGGAGAGAAUAUUCCAAUGGGUUGAACAGCUCAGCAGUCAAAUGAUCUCCAAAAGUGUCUUUCCUGAGAUGCUGCAGCAGCCUCCCAUAAGCAGGAUCCAGAUUGAAGCGCCACAAGAACAGGGAGACGGCUUUGUUGCAUGCCUGGACGUGCAGCAGUUCUCCCCGGAAGAUCUGGCCGUGAAGGUGUCUGGAGACAAGCUGGUGGUGGCUGGACGGCACGAGGUGAAGAGCGGAGAAGGCAGCAGCGGCAACUACCGUCACAGCUGCCAGGAGUUCCGGGAGGAGAUGCAGCUGCCCAGGGACGUGGACCCGCAGAGCGUGAGCUGUAGCAUGACCGCCGACGGGAAGCUGAAGAUCAAGGCUCAGCGCCGUGCCCUCCCUGCUGCGGGUGAGAGGGUGGUGGCCAUUGAGGUGCAGCGUGCCCCUCCUGCCAUCGCAGCAGCGGCAGCUGGGAGCCCGGCUGAUGGAAGCCCAGCCAAGAUCCCCACCAGCGAAUAAUGCGUGGCAACUUUACCGGCUCAUAACCUAUCUGGGAUUUAAGAUAAACUCAUAGGAUCUAAUAUGUAUAUGAGAGUAGACAUUUCAUGUAUGUAUACUCUUAUAUAAAUUGAAGCUUUGAAACAUAAAUCUUAUAUUUAUAGUACGUUUCUGUGUUAAAAGUUAGCGAAUGUUUUUGAGUCAACUCAAAAGUGAUUGUUUUUUAAUUAGUGCAGCACAAUAGUUUGCUGUAUGCGUUUUAAUCUACUUACCAUGAAGGUUAAUAUGUGAUUAAAUAUAACAUCAAUGAUACAUAAUUGUCUUCAAUUAUGAAAUGUCUGUAUUGAUGCAAUUUACAGUAUUCAAUAUUAUGCAAUUUUAUAUAAUACAGUAAUUGUCAAUUAUACAUUUCCACAAGGGGAAAUUAUAAAGUAUAUAUUAAGAAAGCGGAAAUUCAAUCAGCCAAUUUACGGAUGCAUAUGCAUUUUGUGUACAGUAUUUUUAAACAACUAUGAGGUAGCAUUCACCAACUGUGAAAUGGGACUUGAUUUACAAAGCUGUAUGAUAAUUGUCUAGAGUCUCAACUAAGAUACCUAACCCUUAAACUAAGACUGCCUAAACUCCCACAUGGAGUCCAAUUUUUGUCACACAUCACCUAAAAAAUGCAAAUGUCUGUAAAUUAGAACAGUGUUUUACAAUAAGAUGGCGUGUGUGUAUGUGCAUGCAUAUUCAUUGUUUAACUGUAAAGAUAUCUUUAAAAUUGUAUGUUAUACUGAUGUUAUGUUUUACAUUGGUUUGGCACGUGUAAUAGUUACAAUUAUCAAGUGUAGAUGCAAGGGUUGAAAGUAGUUAUAGAUAGAAGAUGAUGCAGUGCAGUUUAAAUGUGUAACUGCAUACCAACACAACAACAAUUUGAAAGCAGUUUCGAGAACUGUCUCUGUAGAGUAAUUUUUGUCAGCUCUAAAAAAGGGAUAGAUCCUUUAGGAAUAAUCUCCAUCUCAACUCCUGUUGACUUUCCCCUCACAACGUCAUAUUUUAAAUGCAACACAAUGUCGUGUUCUCUUUACAGCAGAUACUUAUUUUAACUCUUUAGCUGGUGAUUGACGUCGGGCUAAAAUUGUGAUGCCUGCAUUGGUGUGCUUUAAAUAAACGUUUUAACUCAA